UAGAGAGAGUCGUGACGUCACUUCCUGCUCUGCGCUGCAUGAUGGUGGUGUCCAUGACAGAUCUGGCACAUUGACUUCUGGAGGUGUUGCAGUUCAGUCUCUCCUUUAACCCACUCUGGGAGCGUUUAUCAAUAGAUGAGCUUAACCGAACUCCUCUGUUACUGAGUAUUAAAUGAGCUGAAUCGCAGGUAAACAGAUCAUGGCUCUCCACAGACUGUCCUUCAGACUACGACACACGAUUACACAUGCAAAGACCCUUCAUACCAGUGGAUGUGGGCAGCAGCAGGAGGCCGUGGCUGUAGAGUCAGAACCGGAGCCCUUCUCAGUAUUUAGAGCACAGGAGAAUGAUCCGGCAUGUCAGUCAGAGAAGCAUAUCGGACAGUAUUACACACUGCCCUCCGCACACACCCGCACUCUGUUCCCUCACAGCCUCCCUUGGCGCUAUCAACAACAGGUGAAGACGUUUAAUGAAGCCUGUAUGAUGGUGAGGCAGCCGGCUCUAGAGGUCAUCUCUUACCUGAAGAAAACAGACUACAGCAAACCUUCUCUGCGAUAUUUAUUUUAUGGGUUGAAGGGCAGUGGGAAGACGUUGUCUCUCUGUCACACAGUCCACUUCUGCUACACACAAGGAUGGCUGGUGCUGCAUGUUCCUGAUGCUCACCUCUGGGUGAAGAACUGCAAGGAGCUGCUGCCCUCAUCCUACAACACCUCUCGCUUUGAUCAGCCGUUACAAGCCACCGAAUGGUUACGCAACUUCAGAAUCACCAAUGAGCACUUCCUUUCAAAGAUAAAGACCAAACAGCGCUAUGUGUGGACAAAGAGAGAGUUAACUGAGGAGGGAAGUCCACUAGGAGAGCUGGUGGAUCAGGGUAUAUCUCGUGUGAAGAGCAGCAGCGAUGUGGUGGGGGCGGUGAUGAAGGAGCUGAGGCUGCAGAGCGGUCAGCCAGAGUCAGACUUCCGCCUGGCCGUGGCUGUGGAUGGUGUCAACGCUCUGUGGGGAAGAUCCACCAUCACGAAGGAGGAUAGGAGCGCUGUGGAUCCAGAGGAGCUCACUUUGGUUUAUAACCUGAAGAAGCUGAUGGCGGACAACUGGACUGGAGGCGCCAUCAUCACCAGUCUGUCUCAGACAGGGUCUCUCUACACUUCAAAAUCGUCCUACUUGCCUCAAGAGCUGCUGGGAGAGAGAGGGUUUGACUGUAUGGACCCGUUUAUCCCGGUGUCGGUGCCCAACUACAGCGAGAAGGAGUUUGAGAGCUGUUACCUCUACUUCACGGACCGCCGGUGGCUGCAGCAUCCACAGAGUCGAACAGAGGAAGGAAAGAAAGAAAUCAUCUUUUUGAGCAACAGAAAUCCAGCGAUGUUGGACAGAAUUUGUGCCUUCCUAUGAAGUCACAUAAAGACUUAAAUCACACUCACACAUAAAUAUCAGUGUCCUAGAAAUACAUAAAUAUACAAAUGUCCAUGUCUAUAAUAUCUGUAAAUUAUGACGCAUGUGUGUAACUUUGAUAAUAAAAUGUUGAAUAAAGUAAAAAAAAACAACUUAAA
Messenger RNA from Sebastes umbrosus (honeycomb rockfish), 1545 nucleotides. RefSeq names its product death associated protein 3 (gene dap3). The coding region runs from base 200 to 1387 and encodes 395 amino acids. The transcript is spliced from 13 exons. Gene Ontology annotation, molecular function: structural constituent of ribosome. Lineage: Eukaryota; Metazoa; Chordata; Actinopteri; Perciformes; Sebastidae. Gene Ontology annotation, cellular component: mitochondrial ribosome; mitochondrial small ribosomal subunit. The record is from RefSeq and is a predicted model, not a curated record. Gene Ontology annotation, biological process: apoptotic process.